CAGCGAGGCUACCGACGGGAGCGUCCUUUCCCACCCUUCGGGCCGCGCCACGAUCGCGUUGCGGAAACAGGCAGUUCUUUAGCCGCCUUAGCCAAACGAAGGAUGAUGUGGCCGUAGGAGGGGAAGCCGCGCGUGCGCAUUGGGGCGGGGCCACGCACCCCGGAAGCCUGGGCGCCAUGGCCGCUGAGGGGGGCGCGCCGCGGGGCGGCCCGUCGGUGUUUUUCCUGCACCCGGAUCUGGGCCUGGGCGGCGCGGAGCGGCUGGUGGUCGACGCGGCCCUGGCGCUGCGCGCGCGCGGCUGCCGCGUGCAGAUCUGGACGCCGCGCUACGACCCGGCGCGCUGCUUCUCGGAGACGCGCCAGCUGGAGGUGCGGACCGCGGGUGGCUGGCUGCCGCGGAGCAUCCUGGGAAGGGGCCACGCGCUCUGCGCCGCUCUGCGCAUGAUCUGGCUGGCCUUGCACGUGCUGCUGCUCAGCGGGGAGGAGUUCGACGUCUUCGUCUGCGACCAGGUAUCUGCAUGCAUUCCAGUUCUCCGUCUAGCCCGGACCCGUAAGAAGGUUCUGUUUUACUGUCACUUCCCUGAUCAGCUCUUGACUAAGAGGGAAUCUGUUUGGAAAUCCCUCUACAGAGCCCCACUGGACUGGCUGGAAGAGUAUACGACUGGCAUGGCCGACUGCGUUGUCGUCAACAGUUAUUUCACAGCGACUGUUUUCAAAGAGACAUUCAAGUCCUUGUCUCACAUAAAUCCAGAUGUCUUGUAUCCAUCUUUGAACAUCGCUAUGUUUGAUGCCAUGAUUUCUGCAGAUGCAGCCAGCAUAGUUCCCAGCAGGAAAAAGUACUUGUUUCUUUCAAUUAAUAGAUACGAACGGAAGAAAAAUCUCAUGUUGGCUUUGGAAGCUUUACAUGACCUUCGUGGAAGACUUGAUGCUCAGGAGUGGGGAGAGGUUCAUCUGGUUUUGGCUGGUGGAUACGAUGAAGCAGUUAAAGAAAACGUUGAGUAUUAUGAAGAACUGAAACUUGUCACUACCAAGCUUAAUAUUGGCGAGCAGGUCACUUUCUUGCGGUCUUUUUCAGACCAACAGAAGAUCGCUCUUCUUAGUGGCUGCACUUGUGUGCUGUACACACCAAGCAACGAGCACUUUGGCAUAGUCCCUUUAGAGGCAAUGUACAUGAGAUGCCCAGUCAUUGCAGUAAAUUCAGGUGGACCUUUAGAAUCUAUCGCAAACAAUGUGACGGGUUUCUUGUGCAAUCCUCUUCCAAACCAGUUUGCUGAAGCCAUGGAGAAAUUUGUCAGAGACCCCACUUUAAAGAGGGUGAUGGGAGCUGCUGGAAGAGCUCGAGUUUUGGAAAAGUUUUCUUCAGAAGCAUUCAGUGAAAAGCUGUACCAACAUAUUCAAAACCUAAUAAAAUAAAAACUGCAACUUGCUGCAUUGUAGCAUUUGGUUUUGUAUGAAACCAGCGGCCUAAAUGGUUAAGGACCCAGCUACUUGAGUAUGCCCAUGUGACCGUAUGUUUUUGUUUUUUAAGGCUGGAGCUUCUUCUGGAAUUUCAAGAACUAUUUGAACUUGUUGUGUGAUAUUUAGUCUUGUGCCAUUUGCUGCAGAAAUGUUACAUAAUGGUUAAAAUGACAUGCUUUCAAAGUUACCUGUAUUAUUUCUAAAGACUGGUUUUGAAAAUUAUGUUGAGACAGAGUAUUUGGUGGAUCACCAAAUGGUGGGUUUGCUGAUACCAUGUGCAACACAUUUACACCUCCAAUACAAUGGAUGUGUUAGCUUGAGGGGGUGCACUUCCUUAGCAUUCCCCUUCUCCUAACUUGGAUUGGAAGUGGGUCCCCUGACCCCUCACUUUCCCUAUGCAUUAAACCAAUUGUCUUGAACUGUUCAUAAAGUCCUGUGCUAAGCAUAUAUGCACUAAAUGUUCAAUGUCCCAUUGAAAUGAACAGGACUUACUCCCUAGUAAGUAUGUUUCGGUCUGCAGCUUUACUGUAACAGAAUUUGGUAAUUCCUGUUGUAACAUUUGUUUUGUAUAUCUAAAGAAUUGCUGCUUAAUUAACAAAGAAGUGGUAUUCCGUCAGCUCAGCAACUUCGCUCAAAAAGACAAGGGAAAGUAGAAAAAAACGAAUGUCAGGUUACCAUUAUGAUACAAGAAAAUUAUACACUAAACAUACACUAUGUAACAAAAUGCUCCUGUUGUAUAUUUAACUCUGUUGCAUCUUGCUAUUUUUGCUUGAUGUUACAUUGACUACUUCUAACUUGUACAUGUUGCUCAACCAUAGUACUGUUACAAACACUAGACCUAAAAUACUCAUUGUUCCAAAGAGAAGUUCUUCACAUACCAAUCCCCUAGAGAUGCAAUCAGCGUAGAGUGUCCUUUGUGCAGAGGAGCAAAUUAAUUAUUUCAUAUUUAGGUGCGACAUCAGAAGCACAUAGCUCGAGAUGGGUCAAACUAAGUGAUCCACGUCAUAUUGGCCUGCAAUAAACCAGGAUGCUAACCCUGCCCCCCAUAUUCACUCCAACAACACAGUCAUUGGACCCAGCCAGCACUACCAGCGAUACCAUCUCAGGCUCAUUCACUUGUUCAUCUUCAAACAUUAUAUAUGGCAUCAAGUGUCAACUUCCUAUAUUGGAUAAACAGGUCAGUCCCUUUGCAAAAUAAUGAAUAGACAUAAAUCUGAUAUAAAAAAUCACAACAUUCAAAACCAGUGGAAGAACGUUUCGGUCUGUCAGGACAUUCCAUCACUGGCCCCAGAGUAGCAGUUCUUAAGAAAAAAAACUUCAAAGAAAAAUUACAAUGCGAGAUGGCUUAAAUUAAGCUUAUUUGCAAAUUUGGAACAAUGGCUCCCCCAGGGUUGAAUCGGAUCAUAGGAUUUUUCUUGCAUUAUAUUUUACACACUUCACACCUACGUUCUGUCAACCAAAUUACAACGUAUUAUAGCUAGCUUCCUGACAAUCUAAUUUGCAGCGUCCCUCCCACCCUCUGCCUGGAUUGAAUUAUAAAGACUCCUACCUUUUUCCACUUCGUGUGUCUGAUGAAGGGAGCUUUAACUCUAAAGCGCAGACCUCAAAAAUCUAGUUGGUCUCUUAAGGUGCUACUGCACCUGAAUCUUGCUUUUCUACUGCAAACCAACAUGGCUAGCCACCUGAAACUGGGUUUAUCCCCUGAGUCUUCUAGUAACAGAAUUUUAUUUGGUUAUAAGUUAACUCCAUCCCAAGCCAAUUUUCCUGGCUGUCGGGAUUUCUGAUACUCCAGAGCAUUAAUUCCUUUUACAUUUGGUUCCUAGGGAAGCUUAUUAGAUGUUCUUCAAUGAGAAAACCAGCAAUUAGUUUGUCUUCCAUUACAAAUCUUCCACUGCAGUAUGUACCUGAAGGAGAGCAUCUGGCGUGUUUUAUGUCUAUCAUUCACCCAGAUGAAUGCGGGGGGAGGUUAAACCCCUCCAAAUCCUAUGCAGUAGUGCCUUGGCAAACAAAUCAACUUGGAGAGGGACUCCCUAGGGAAGAAAGUGUGAAAAACCACUGUCCUGGAGGAAAAUACCCAAGGGUUAAGGCGGAACCUCAUUUUGAACCCACAGUUAUUUACAGAUAGCCUUCAUCCAGUUAACAAACAUUGUUAUAAUGAGGCUAGCCUUCUGUGAUGGACAAGACUGGCCCCAGCUCUCUUGAGGAACAGCUGAUGGAAGUGGGUGGAAUGCUGGGCCAAUCAGUCUGUUGGAGGGGAAAAGGUUCUUGGGGAGAGACUGAAAGGAAGAGAGGCUUGAGUCACUGCUCAGAGAGGCAGCAGAAAGUUUGCUGGCUGUUACUCUGUUCUGUUACUUUGAACACUUUCCUGUUUAACCCCUAUCUGAAGAAGUGAGCUGUGCCUCACAAAAGCUCCUACCCUACAACAAAUUUUGUUAAUCUUAUACGUGCUACUGGACUCUUGCUCUUUUCUACAGUUUAAACCCAGUAUGUUAGUUUAAAAUCUGUUCAGUCCUAUGUUCCUUCUUGUAAAUAACGUGUAUUUUUGUUUGGGUUAACCAUGCUUGGCCUGAAGUUGUUGGCUGAGGGGAAAAGGAUACCACCCACCCACACACAAAAUCACUCUGACCAUGACCAGUAGGCCUAGUGAAUUAAAUGGUGGCAGCAUAUAUUGAGGGGAGGUGCACAUAGGGAAUGGGCUGCCUGUCUGGUGGAACCUUUGGAAGAGGAGAGAGGCGACCCUGUGAGGAUUUGGGUCAGGGCUCUCUGCUGCUGUAGUGGAGGCUAGAUAGGUGGCAUGUGGCAGUGGACUUCUGGCCUUUACCUGCCUGGGAGGCAAAGGAGUGUGAAAGACUUGUGUGUCUGUGAGGUGGGAGUAUACCCACUAUUCCUGCCAUGUCUUCCUUUGUUAGGAUCAAAUAAAAGUCAAGUUCCAUGAAAACUCUCAGGCUCAACACUGAACAAAAAUUCAGACAGAAAAUACUGCCUGCAACAGACUCGGUAGAGAGUCCCCCCUCCAUCUGCAACAGUCCUACAGAACAAAAUGGUGUGGACCCACCCAUUCUCCAAGGAACCUUCCUCCAAUUUCAGAGACUUCCUACAGUGGAAGAGCCACUUAGAUUGGAGUAAACUUUGCUCAGAGGAGUAGUAGGAUUUGGGGUAGGAUUGACCCAAUAUUGCCAGUUGCACCUAAGAGAUUGGGACAAAGAAGUAACAGCCGUUCUCCAUUUCAAAAUAUAAAAGCCAGCAGUUAUUCAGAUCUGUCUCUAGCAUGGGACCCAGAUAAAAGCUCCAGUGAUUGCCCCAAGGACAAUUUUGAAUUUCCCCACACAUUUCUCUCUAGGUUAUUUAUUUUGCAGUUUCCAUCCUAAAUCUAUUGACAAUUUGUGGGCUGUAGUUCUUAUAUGUAGGGGCUGAUAUUCAAUACAAAGGUAUAUCUCAUGCCAUCGAUUCCAAUAGAUGUCAAUCUGCUUAAUUGCCAGAUUGUGUUGGCCACUGUCUUUAAAUCAUCCAGCCUCACUCUUGUCCCAUAUAUUUUUUUAAAAUGUGAUCAAAUAAUUUUUCUAUAAACUGCAAGCUGUGUCAUAGUUCUUCCAGUAUCUUUAAAAGGUGCCCAUGUUGGGGACUUCAUAAUAUUGUGAUCUAUUUGAAAAUCUCAUGAAUUAAUAGAUUGAUCAACCAAACAUUCUUUCAUCUAUUUGCAACUGGAAACACAAUAUAUACAUUGUGGAUGUGGUGCUUGGCAGAAGGUACUGCAAUGACCUCUCUCUCUUAGUUAUGGCUCUGUUUAUGAUCUUCUGUCACAAUAACACCUGUUAAUUGUUUUCAACUUUUCAUGACAUGCUUUGAUGACAAUCUCUUGGACUAUUAUUAAUAAACCAACAUCUCUAUAUUUUU
Messenger RNA from Eublepharis macularius, 5351 nucleotides. RefSeq names its product ALG2 alpha-1,3/1,6-mannosyltransferase (gene ALG2). NCBI's taxonomy places the organism in Eukaryota, Metazoa, Chordata, Lepidosauria, Squamata, Eublepharidae. The record is from RefSeq and is a predicted model, not a curated record. The transcript has 2 exons. Gene Ontology annotation, molecular function: GDP-Man:Man(1)GlcNAc(2)-PP-Dol alpha-1,3-mannosyltransferase activity; alpha-1,3-mannosyltransferase activity. The coding region runs from base 177 to 1412 and encodes 411 amino acids.